Juglans regia (Persian walnut) is the source of this 2702-nucleotide messenger RNA. RefSeq names its product pentatricopeptide repeat-containing protein At3g53700, chloroplastic. The record is from RefSeq and is a predicted model, not a curated record. The coding region runs from base 107 to 2422 and encodes 771 amino acids. Lineage: Eukaryota; Viridiplantae; Streptophyta; Magnoliopsida; Fagales; Juglandaceae. Gene Ontology annotation, molecular function: protein binding. The transcript has a single exon.
UAAAAAAAAAAAAAAAAAUCCUAUCUACUGGAAGUCCCCAGCUUCGUCUUGGCACUUAAAAGUUGAAACUCUCCUGGCGCCGUUACAUGUUUGUCAAAUUGCCCAAAUGGCUUUGUCUUCCUUUCCUUGGUCUCUCCCUCUCCCGCAUGCCAUAAACCACCACCAACUCCCAUCAUCCCUCUUUUUAUCUCGCAAACCCACCUCCUGUUUCUUCAUAUCCUUCGCCUCCGCACAACACCACGAGCAACUCACAGUCCCCUCUCCACUCUCUAAUUCAACACCAACCCAUCAGCUCCUUCCAGACUUCACCCCAAAGCAACUCCUCGACACCCUCCGUCGCCAGGGCGACGAGUCUUCAGCACUUAGCAUAUUCGAAUGGGCCUCAAAGCAGCCCAAUUUCACACCCGACUCGUCGGUAUACGAAGAGAUUCUUCGUAAACUUGGAAAGGCGAGGUCUUUCGAAUCCAUGACAAGUAUCUUGGAAGAAAUGAAGCUCGCGGGCUGUGAGAUUAGCGCAGGUACUUUCUUGAUUUUUAUUGAAAGUUACGCCGAGUUUGAAUUAUAUGAUCAAGUUCUUGGCGUUGUGGAAAUGAUGGAAGAUGAUUUUGGGUUAAAACCCGACACGCAUUUUUGUAAUUUCGUGUUGAAUGUUCUUGUUGAUGGUAACAAGCUUAAACUGGUUGAAAAUAUGCAUUCAAGUAUGGUUCGUAGAGGAAUUAAGCCGGACGUUUCUACAUUUAAUAUAUUGAUAAAGGGUCUUUGUAAAGCCCAUCAGAUUAGGCCGGCCAUUUUGAUGAUGGAAGAGAUGCCAAGCUAUGGUUUAUCCCCCGAUGAGAGGACGUUCACUACGAUAAUGCAGGGGUACAUUGAGGAAGGUAAUAUGAGUGGUGCUUUGAGAUUUAGAGAACAAAUGGUGGAAUCUAGGUGCCCAUGUACCGGUGUGACAGUUAAUGUUUUAAUUAAUGGGUUUUGUAAAGAGGGUAGGAUUGGGGAAGCGUUGAGUUUUAUUCAGGAGAUGUCCAGUCAGGGCUUCCGUCCGGAUCAGUUUACGUACAAUACAUUGGUUAAUGGUUUGUGCAGGGCAGGGCACGCCAAACAUGCUUUAGAGGUUAUGGAUGUAAUGCUUCAAGAGGGGUUUGAUCCAGAUAUAUUUACAUAUAACUCUUUGAUUUCGGGGUUGUGUAAAUUGGGUGAAGCUGAAGAGGCUGUGGAAAUUCUCAAUCAGAUGGUUUCAAGGGAUUGUUCCCCUAACACUGUCACCUACAACACUCUAAUUAGCACACUGUGUAAGGAGAACCGAGUGAAAGAGGCGACUGAACUUGCUCGUGUUCUUAUGAGCAAGGGAAUUUUACCUGAUGUUUGUACUUUUAACUCUCUGAUACAAGGUCUUUGCUUGACCAGUAAUCAUAGAACUGCAAUGGAAGUAUUUGAGGAGAUGAAGAAUAAAGGGUGCCAACCUGAUGAAUACACUUACAAUAUGUUGAUUGACAUCCUUUGUUCUCUAGGGAAACUUGAGAAAGCUUUGGGCCUGCUUAAAGAAAUGGAGUCAAGUGGCUGUGCAAGGAAUGUAGUUAUAUACAACACUUUGAUCAAUGGGUUCUGCAAAAACAAGAGAGUUGAGGAUGCAGAGGAGAUGUUUGAUCAGAUGGAACUCCUGGGGGUUUCAAGAAAUUCGCUGACCUACAACAGCCUUAUUGAUGGCCUUUGUAAGAGCAGGAGGGUGGAAGAGGCUGCUCAGCUUAUGGACCAGAUGAUAAUGGAAGGACUGAAGCCUGACAAGUUCACUUACAAUUCCCUGCUCACGUACUUCUGCAGGGCGGGGGAUAUUAAAAAGGCAGCAGAUAUAGUUCAAAGUAUGACCACAAGUGGCUGUGAACCAGACAUUGUAACCUAUGGGACUCUUAUUGGGGGCCUGUGUAGGGCAGGUCGAAUUGAGGUUGCAAACAGGCUUCUCAGAACUGUUCAGAUGAAAGGAAUGGUCCUGUCUCCUCCGGCUUAUAAUCCUGUGCUUCAAGCACUAUUCAAACGAAAGAGAACAAAAGAGGGCAUGAUGCUUUUUAGAGAAAUGGUGGAGAAGGGGGACCCUCCAGAUGCUAUAACAUAUAAAAUUGUAUGUCGUGGGCUUUGCAAUGGUGGAGGACCAAUUGGAGAAGCUGUUGAUUUUAUGGUUGAGAUGAUGGAGAAAGGAUUCAUCCCGGAAUUCUCAUCAUUCAUGUAUCUGGCUGAAGGACUUUGUGCUUUAUCCAUGGAGGACACACUAUUUAAGCUUGUUGAUAUGGUCAUGGAGAAAGCCAGCUUCUCAGACGGUGAAGUUUCUAUGAUAAGGGGGUUUCUCAAAAUCCGUAAAUUUCAAGAUGCAUUAGCAACUCUUGGAGAUAUCCUAGAUAGCCAAUAUCCCAGAAAAGCAUACAGGCGAAGAUGAAAUUAAAAUGCUAUUGCACUAAAUGGUAGGAAGCUAAAGGCCGCUCUUCCUGGUUGCUAAUCUGAAGCUUUUGGAUUACCCUUCAGUCCAGCAGGUCAUCUCUGUAAGGGUAAUGCAAACUAUGAAGGGAUUUUAGAAGAUGAUGUUUGACUUAUACUGGAUUGAGUCAAUACCAAGUGGUAAUAGUCUUUUGGUUUGCCUUGUGGAGGAUAUUCCCUCUCUUACAACUUCAUUGUCAAUAUUUGCGGAAGAAGAAGAUUAAGUAUUUUUGUUGUGUUAA